AGACAAGAAGAAGAGGGAGAGAAGGAGGAGAGAGUUGAUCCUGUGAUGUCCGUAGUUAGCUCCUAGCCUUUUUACCACACCGAUGCAGCCUUCCGUGUCCCCCGGGUUCCAGAGGAGACACACACUCCCCGCCAGCGAGGUGCGGCCUCUGAACGCGCAGGAUGCCAUCAGCGUGUUUGAGAUCGAGAGAGAAGCCUUUAUCUCGGUGUCCGGUGAGUGUCCGCUCCACCUGGAUGAGGUGCGUCACUUCCUGUCUCUGUGUCCCGAGCUGUCGAUGGGAUGGAUUGAGGAGGGCCGGCUCGUGGCGUUUAUCAUCGGCUCUCUGUGGGACAAGGACAGACUCACUGAAGACGCUCUGACCCUCCAUAAGCCCCGCGGCUCCACGGUUCACAUCCACAUCCUGGCGGUGCACCGGACCUUCCGGCAGCAGGGCAAAGGCCCGGUGCUGCUGUGGCGCUACCUGCAGUUCCUGCGCUGCCUGCCGUCGGUGCGUCGCGCCGUGCUCAUGUGUGAAGACCUCCUCAUCCCCUUCUACCGGAAGUGUGGCUUCAAGGUGCUGGGCCGCUGUGCCAUCACCGUGGCCAGCAUGAGCUUCACGGAGAUGUGGUGUCCGAUCAGCGGACACGCCUACAUGCGGCGCAACAGCGAGGCCAUCCGGUUCCCCCAGAGCCCGCUGAGCGUGCAGAGCCCGGAGGCCGAGGAGCAGCUGGACGUAUGACACCGAAGAUUCAUCAUGUGUUGGAGGCUUUUUUUAAACUAAUAUACUUAUUGCCAUUUUCUCUUCCCAGCAAAUGACGUCUACAAAUGUACAGAUGGUUUUGGUAAAAACUGGGAAUUUGAAAACAACACACAUGAAGAAAUCCUAAAUAUGUAAAUGGGGGUGUGCUUUUGUUAAUGGCUUUUUAACAGUGACUUACAACGCUUGUAAACAACUAGCUAUACACUUUUUUACAUGUUCUUUUUUUGACAAAUAUAUUUAUUGGCAUUUGGUUUUCCAGCAAAAGACAGGUACACGUUUACCCCACACCAGAAAUAAAAAUAACAUAAUAAAGUGGAAAAAUCCCACAACAAACCACAUUAUUAUAGUAAGUCAAGUUAAAACAUACAUACACAAAUGUACAAAUAUUAGAAAGCAUUCAUUAAUAAAUCUAUGUAUAACGAUAUUUGAAAUAAUCCGUUUUUGAGUCACUUCUUUCAUACUCAACAAGGUUUGGUUAUUUUGUUCCCAAAAAUGUAAAAACGUCUCUAUAUUUUAGCCUUUUUACAGUUUUCGUUAACGCUAUUUGUUUGUUUUGUUCCUCAA
Molecule: messenger RNA, 1303 nt
Organism: Trematomus bernacchii (emerald rockcod)
Lineage: Eukaryota; Metazoa; Chordata; Actinopteri; Perciformes; Nototheniidae
Product: serotonin N-acetyltransferase-like
Exons: 4
Coding region: 83-718 (211 amino acids)
Biological process (GO): circadian rhythm; response to light stimulus
Cellular component (GO): cytoplasm
Molecular function (GO): aralkylamine N-acetyltransferase activity
Source: RefSeq, a predicted model, not a curated record